AUUUAAGGUGUAACAAAAACAAAAUCAUAAUCUAAUUACUCCACAUUUUAAGCAUGCGCCGACUGUCCCAACAAAAAUCCAUAAUUACCGAAACUACCAAUGAAUGAAACGUCGUCGUUUAAUUUGUACAACUGGAAAAAUCAGCUUUUGAAUGUGGCAGCUUUCUAGCUUUACUUAUUUCCCCCAGUUUUUCUGGCGUUCAUCACAUAGAUAGUAACAGACGUUGAAGCAACGUACUAAAUUUCCUUCUCAUAAACCCUUAUCGAAAUUUGAUUAGGUUGAAGAAUUGAGAGAAUGAGUAACGCAAAGAGGCUGGAAGAGAGUGUGAAGACGCUGGAGGAGGGCAUUGCGAAAGUGAAGUUGAUUAUGGAUGGUUACCCUGCCUGUAAGCUGUUCACAUCAGAAGAAUACAUGAGAUAUUAUGACUGUGUUUAUCUCUUGUGUAUUCAACCUCCCCCUCAUGAUUUAUCAACAGAAAUUCUUCAAAGGUAUCAUGCUACUUUGGAUGAGAGUUUAUACUUCAGGGUUCUGCCUUUUCUGAAAGAUAAGAGCGGUGCCUCUCUGUUAGCUGAAUUCUUACGUGUCUGGACAAACUACAAAGCAAUGGUGAAGUGUCUCGGAGGAUUUUUCCUUUACCUUGACAAAAAAUGCACUGAUCAGAAAAGUUCUGCACCCCUUAAGGAGGUUGCUCUUUCUUGUUUCCAGAAUAGGGUUUGCUCUGUUCUCCUUCCAGAACUUUUUGAUGCUGCACUUUUACUGGUAAGUCAAGACCGCAGGGAGGAACCAAUUGACAGGAGCCUACUACAGGGCCUCUCUACAUUUUUUUUGGAAAAUGGUGGGCCAAAGAAAGGAACAUACUAUGAUAUGUUUGAGGAGAAAUUGCUUACAGAUACUUCCAGUUGCUACUCUGGGUUUGCCUCUGAGUGGCUCCUUAGCUAUUCUUCGACAGAUUAUAUAUUGAAGGUCGAACGGUGUUUGAAUGAUGAAAAAGGAAAGUUGAGUCAGUUCCUGUAUCCCUCCUCUGUAGAGAAGCUACUUCAGGUUGUGCAUCUGAAGUUGAUUGGUGAAACUACAAGCCAGCUGAUUGAAAAACAGAAGGCUGAGAACCUCAACUCAACAAGAUAUCAGGAGGUCAUGGUUCAAGCCUUGGAAACAGCCUCUGGCAAAAAUGCAAGGAAUUAUUGUCCAGAUGUUCCAAUUUAAGCAUCGGAUAAAGAAGUGCCACAUCCUUUACCAACAUUGGUGCCACAUCCUAUACCAACAUUAUAGUGUCAGAUAAUACCACAGGCAAGGGAACAAAAAAAAAACUACAGAAGCCCAGUCGCUGUUAUUGACCAGUGAAGAAUUUGAUGAUCUCUCCCACCAUCAAUUUUUUGCGGCUCCUCUCCUGGUGCUGUUUGGAGUUAGGACCCCUAAUUCCUUUUUUGGCGAUACGCAUAUCUGAAAGUGUGUAGGGAUUUAGCAGAGCAAUCAUAUUUACAAGUUAGGAGUAAAUAUACUUUACUAAUUUGCUCAUUUCCGUAGUAUAUGCUAUACAUCUGUCAUGGGGAAAAGAUACUUACUUAGUUGCACAGAUGCAAAAACUCAAUACAUAUUAUUUGCUGAUUGAGGAAAUCUGCAAUAGCUCAGAUAUUAUAACAGAUUUUGUUUUGGCA
Molecule: messenger RNA, 1655 nt
Organism: Capsicum annuum
Lineage: Eukaryota; Viridiplantae; Streptophyta; Magnoliopsida; Solanales; Solanaceae
Product: cullin-1
Exons: 10
Coding region: 295-1203 (302 amino acids)
Biological process (GO): protein ubiquitination; ubiquitin-dependent protein catabolic process
Cellular component (GO): cullin-RING ubiquitin ligase complex
Molecular function (GO): ubiquitin protein ligase binding
Source: RefSeq, a predicted model, not a curated record